This is a messenger RNA of Oxyura jamaicensis (ruddy duck), 4309 nucleotides long. It is a transcript of the gene FKBP4, whose product is annotated as FKBP prolyl isomerase 4. Gene Ontology annotation, molecular function: peptidyl-prolyl cis-trans isomerase activity; protein binding. NCBI's taxonomy places the organism in Eukaryota, Metazoa, Chordata, Aves, Anseriformes, Anatidae. The record is from RefSeq and is a predicted model, not a curated record. The transcript has 10 exons. The coding region runs from base 245 to 1594 and encodes 449 amino acids.
CGCACUUUAACCCCGGCCCCUGGCGCCCCGGCGCGGCGAUCGCGCUGCGGCAGCCUCUAGAAACUUCUCGGUCCCUCCCUCUCCCCCUCCCCUUCCUCCUCCUCCUCCCCACUGACCCGGGGCCGGCGCUGCGGCGAAGGCAGGAGGGAAGAGAGGCGCGGCGACUGGAGCCCGCGGCGCAGCGCGGAGCCAGACCCGGCCCUGUCCCUGUCCCGGCGCAGCGGUGGCAGCAGCGGCGAGCGGGAUGACGGCGGAGGAGAUGAAAGCGGACGGGGCUCCCCUGGAGGGGGUGGACAUCACGCUUAAGCGGGAUGAGGGCGUCCUCAAGGUUGUCAAGAGAGAAGGCAGUGGGACAGAGUCACCGAUGAUAGGUGAUAAAGUGACCGUCCAUUAUACAGGAUGGCUCCUCAAUGGCACAAAAUUUGACUCCAGUCUGGACAGGAGAGACAAAUUUUCAUUUGACUUGGGGAAAGGUGAGGUGAUCAAAGCAUGGGACAUUGCUGUGGCAACUAUGAAGGUUGGCGAAAUUUGUAGGAUUACUUGUAAACCAGAAUACGCCUAUGGCUCAGCUGGGAGCCCACCAAAGAUACCUCCCAACGCUACGCUGAUCUUUGAGAUAGAGCUGUUUGAGUUUAAGGGGGAGGACCUCACUGAUGAUGAAGAUGGUGGCAUCAUCCGAAGAAUCCGUAAGAAAGGAGAAGGCUACUCCAAGCCCAAUGAGGGUGCUCUUGUAGAGAUCCAGUUUGAAGGCCGAUAUGGAGAUCGUGUUUUUGACAAGCGGGAGCUGCAGUUUGAGAUUGGAGAAGGUGAUAAUUAUGAUCUUCCUCAUGGUCUGGAGAAAGCAAUACAGAAAAUGGAGAAAUCUGAGGAAUCUAUUUUCUAUCUCAAAUCCAACUAUGGUUUUGGAAGUGCUGGGAAGGAGAAAUUUCAGAUCCCUCCAGAUGCAGAACUACAGUAUGAAGUGAAACUCAAGAGCUUUGAAAAGGCUAAGGAGUCUUGGGAAAUGAAUACAGAAGAGAAGCUGGAACAAAGCUGUAUGGUGAAGGAGAGAGGCACUCAGUACUUCAAGGAGGGGAAAUACAAACGGGCAGCAUUACAGUAUAAGAAGAUUGUGUCAUGGCUGGAGCAUGAGUCAGGACUCUCUGAGGAGGAAGAUACAAAAGCCAAGAGCUUGAGGCUUGCUGCCCACCUUAAUCUAGCUAUGUGCCAUCUCAAGCUGAAGGAGUACUCCCAGGCUUUGGAGAACUGCAACAAGGCACUUGAAUUGGAUAGCAGCAAUGAAAAAGGUCUCUUCCGGCGUGGAGAAGCCCACUUGGCUGUUAAUGACUUUGAAUUGGCCCGGGGAGAUUUCCAGAAGGUGAUACAGCUCUAUCCAAGUAACAAAGCUGCCAAAGUGCAACUAGUAACUUGUCAGCAAAAAAUACGCGAGCAGCAUGAGAAAGAGAAAAAGAUGUAUGCCAACAUGUUCCAAAGGCUUGCAGACAAAGACUUAAAGUCAGCUACUACUCUUCAAACCACCCACACUGAAGAUGCAGAAAUGAAAGAUGAGCAGAAUGGAGUUGAAGAUAAAUCUGAAGUUGACACAGAAGCAUAAAAACAAACCCUAUUCCAUUAGUUUUGUAAAUGAAAGAAUUUCCAGUGAAUUAGACCUUUAUUUUUCUACCUGGUUGGACAGUGGCUUCAGAGGAACAGAAGCUGAGGCCACUAUGCCAUAGUCAAUUACAGCUUUGUAUGUCUGUGAAAGAAGCUGAGUGGCAGCAUAAAUCUGGUUUAAUCCUAGGGACAUUAUUUAUUCAUGCGGCCUCUGUUACUGUUUGAGUUCUGUCUGGAUUUACUCUGCUUGGUUUAUUUGCAUUUUGCCAUUGUGUUUGUCUUUCUGGUUCCAGCUCACUUAAAUUUAGGAAGCAGAAUCUGGGAUUAAUUUCCUUGAUUUUUUUUUUAAUGACCUUUUCCAACAGUCCUCAUUUGAGAUUUGAGAACAAAUCAGCACUCCCUGUUCUUCUGCCUUGGCAUUGUCCCCAUUCCCCCAUUAAAUGCUGUAACCUUCCUUGUAUUCUUUAUCCUUGCAAAUUACUGAAGGUGAAGACUGUGAAGUCACAGCUUAAGAAAUAAAGCUUCAGUUAAACUUAAGAAAACAGAACUUUUUAUGGGUUUUUAUUGGAAUUUGCGCAGAAUUAAUUGAAUUUAUUGUCCUCUAGUCAUUCAGCAUUUUCUCAUCCACAUAGCUGUACAGUAGUGAUGGUAUGUUUUCCUCUGUUGUUCAUUAUCGUAAGUUUUCACAAUCAAUACAGAAUCUGUUUGCAAAUGAAAAAAUGUUGCUGAAAAUUGUACACAAAGCAUGUCUGUAACCUAUGCAUAUAAAAUUUAUUUUCCUGUUCAUAUUGCUACAUUCCUCUUUCCUCUUUUUGUUGUAAAACUGGACCAGGAAAAUCCUGAUUUAUACCUGUAAGUAACUGGCUCUAAGGAGAAAAUGUAAUAAUAGUUGAAACAUGUUACAAAUGCUUGUAAUUCCUGAUGAACUACAAACUUCUGAGUGAUCUGCAUUUCACGCAGAAGCUAUUUGAUAUCCUCCUGCUUCUUUAUACAGUAUGUUGGGUGUUUUUUUUUUGCUAGUGGUUUUGUGGUAUGGGGUUUUGUUUUUUUUUUGGAGGUGGGGAAUAGAGGAAAUACGUGGGGUUUGUGUGUUGUUUUGUUUUGUUUUUUUCCCCCUCCCCUGUCUGCAGGUAUAGAGUGGAGUAUUCAGACUUAAUUUUGUUGUUUAUUUUGUGAUGUAAUGCUAAACUCAGCAUCUCUACUGUCCUGUUCCAAAACCUUCUAGCAGCAGGGACUAAUCUAUUUGCCUGCUCUCCAGAAGGAAGGUAGCUUUAUCUGUUCCUUUCAGGUAUUGGACUUCUGCACUGAGAAGGACAUCUUGUCUUCCCAUGGCAUGGAAUGGGCUGGAUUUGUUUGUAUAUUGAAAAGAAUAUGCCUGUCUUAAACCUGAUUAUAUCUGAAUUCUUGGUUUGAAUUCCUGGUCUCCUUUCCUGAGGGGAGAAAAAAAGUGGGCGUUUAUUCACGGGCUUCCUAUAGGACUGGAGGUUCUAGCACCUGCCUCUGCAGAAGAGACAGCUUGGGCCUGGAACUUAUGAUUAACUAUCACCAAAGUGGUAAGCCUAAAUUAUUCUCCUGUCCCCAGUCCCAAGACGAGAAGUCCACCAACUGCUGCUGGGUUGGAGCUAGCUUAGGGAUCUGAACUGCACUGCUUUCUGCAUGCCCUAAGAUUCUUCAGGGUUGGAAGAGAUAGGAAAAAGCAGCAGAAUAGGUGCUUGGUAGGUCAUCACACUUCAAGAAAGGCUGUUUUCCUUGACUUAUCUAUCACAGACUAGUUUAUUUAGGAAAGUUACAAUCACCAGAUAAUGUAGGUGCUUUUCAUGAGUUCUGACUCAGUAGCAUCAUCAGUCCUGCAUACGUGAAAGCAGCUUUGCUUUCUACCAAAAUACAGCUACCUCUAAAUGGAACAUUACAACUGGAUUACAAGAUGUGAAGAACAUCUUGUCCAUUGAAAUUAAAAGAUUUCAAGACACAAAAACAGCAAUUGGAAUCAAGCUAAGAAAAAGGUUAUCACUUCCAGUCCUACAAAAGAAGCUAACGGGUUGAUAAUGCAUGCCACGGCCUGGGAAGAAGGAGAACCAGACUGUUUAAUACAUGGGUUUCUUUAGAUUGAAUCAAGUUGAAAAAAAUCUAUGCCACUUACCUCCUGUUAUGUUACAGGUGCUUUACACGCAUUCAAUAAAAGUAGCAAAAGGCAUGCCCUUCUGGAUGCACACUAGUAAACAAGCCCAAAUAGCUCAAUGGACUCAUCUUGACAAAUGCAAUGUGUGAGAGAGACUGAGAAACACAGGGAGAAACUUACUGAGAAAAGAGGAAUGAAAUUGGGUCAGUCUUACCUGUUAGAUGACAGAAGAGCCAUGGAGAUUGCUUCCUCAGGUAUACCACUUGCAAGGAAAGAAAAAAGCACUCAAACUUCAGCUGUAGCUGGUGAUGCUAAUAGUGAAAUUAAAGCACUUUAAUUUGUAUGGUGAAUCAGGCAACGAACAGAAGUGCUUUGUAGAGUUACUCUUAAGGCAGGAAGGAAUACAGAACAACAGACUACAAGAAAGGGAGCAGGAAUGUCAAGCAAGAGCCCUUUUUCUCCAGCAAGGAUGCCUUGAUCUGUUUAGAGUUUUUACAAGAAAUGGGAGCUGUGGCUGAAACUCUUGCUGCUGUGAAAGCAAGGAUAGGGUAAAAUCCUAAUAAGUUUCUGAUUCUUGAACAACGGUUUAAAAAACAA